UAAUAAUGCACCUGGGCCAAAGUGCUCCAAAAAUGCUUUAGGGUACAACUCUUUGUCCUCCUCAGCUGUGUUCCGGGCCCGCUGAUUCUCCAGCGCUCCUAGAAAGUGGGGGUGGGGAGCCUGACACCUAUAAAAUAAAUGCGGACAAGGAGAAAGGAAGACCACCCCGGGGUGGUAUAUGCCACUCUCUCCACCCGCCCCUUUCCUCCAUAGGCUUCCCUCCUGAGGUGUGUCCCUGGACUGCCGUAUGGAGACACCUCUUUCACCUCCGGAGGUCUAGGCCUAGGCGCAACGGUAGCUCGGGGCGCGCCAUGGUUUCGCCUGCCUGACUUAGCAUUCUGUCUGAGGGCACAGGCAGAAGGAGAAGGCUCGCGGCUUGCCUUCUCUCUUUCCACCUCUUCUUCUCUGUCUGGCUUUUGUGUUGGUGCCUCAGAGCUGCGAAGAGGGUGAGCUGAAGGAGGAGGAGGGGGACCUGGGGUGAGAGGCACCCCCUGCACGAGCGCGCGCGCGCUUGCGGUGCCGGUGCACGCACACACGCGCGGACACACUUGCGGACACGCGCGCACACACACAUGCACAAAGCUCGCUCGAUUCGAGCGCACUAACGUGGUCGUUUUCUUUGUGUGGAACCCUCGAGGGGGUUGGGGCCCUGGUCUCGUCCCGUCCUGUCUCGGGGAGAUGGCGCAGCCCAUUAUGGGCCAUGGGAGCCUGCAACCGGCCUCGGCCGCUGGCCUGGCAUCCCUGGAGCUCGACUCAUCGCUGGACCAGUACGUGCAGAUUCGCAUCUUCAAGAUCAUUGUGAUUGGGGACUCCAACGUGGGCAAGACCUGCUUGACCUUCCGCUUCUGCGGCGGGACCUUCCCGGACAAAACUGAGGCCACCAUCGGUGUGGACUUCAGGGAGAAGACCGUAGAAAUCGAGGGCGAGAAGAUCAAGGUUCAGGUGUGGGACACAGCAGGUCAGGAACGCUUCCGCAAAAGCAUGGUAGAGCAUUAUUACCGCAAUGUGCAUGCAGUGGUCUUCGUCUAUGACGUCACCAAGAUGACAUCCUUCACCAACCUCAAAAUGUGGAUCCAAGAAUGCAAUGGGCAUGCUGUGCCCCCGCUAGUCCCGAAAGUGCUUGUGGGCAACAAGUGUGACUUGAGGGAACAGAUCCAGGUGCCCUCCAACUUAGCCCUGAAAUUUGCCGAUGCCCACAACAUGCUCUUGUUUGAGACAUCGGCCAAGGACCCCAAAGAGAGCCAGAACGUGGAGUCAAUUUUCAUGUGCCUGGCUUGCCGAUUGAAGGCACAGAAAUCCCUGCUCUAUCGUGAUGCUGAGAGGCAGCAGGGAAAGGUGCAGAAACUGGAGUUCCCACAGGAAGCUAACAGCAAAACUUCCUGUCCCUGUUGAAACCAAAUGGUGUAAAUACAAGCUCCAUUAUCACUAGAGAUUUUUUCUUUCCUUUUUUUCCGUGCCUGCAUAAUGCUGACACCUGCUUGUUUCCAUACAAAUUGAUACUAAAAUAAAAUUUGUAUAGAUUA
This is a messenger RNA of Phyllostomus discolor (pale spear-nosed bat), 1523 nucleotides long. It is a transcript of the gene RAB33A, whose product is annotated as RAB33A, member RAS oncogene family. Gene Ontology annotation, cellular component: endosome; Golgi apparatus. Gene Ontology annotation, biological process: Rab protein signal transduction. The transcript has 2 exons. Lineage: Eukaryota; Metazoa; Chordata; Mammalia; Chiroptera; Phyllostomidae. Bases 679 to 1392 code for a protein of 237 amino acids. Gene Ontology annotation, molecular function: GTPase activity; GTP binding. The record is from RefSeq and is a predicted model, not a curated record.